UAAACCAAAACAGAAAUGCUGGAUAGAGAUGAAAGGAAGUACAAUCCAAAACAUCAUCUCCUUUCAAUCCUGUAUGAACUCAAAGUACCCUUUCCAUAAACCACCUCAUGGGUCACUGUAGCAGUCCUUUGAGACAGUGAGGGUUCACUUGGAAUCAUACUUUUAGGUGACUAGGGCUCAAGCUAACUCCUAGCUGUGAUUCAGGCCAAUCUUCUACCCACCCAACUCUCCUCAGAACAGCAUCUCUUCCAGGUAAUGCUGUUGUGAGCUACAACUUCAAAUAUCACCUGACUGUUCCCAUCAACAAAAGUAUCCCGUUAAUUUCUGAAUUUUUCAAAAUGAGCAAUAGUAAACUAAUUCCCAAGCUCUCCAUUCAAUCUCCUGUCCAUCAUAACAACUUAAAUGUUCAGUCCUCAGAUCGACCUUUUAAGAAAGACUUAAAUCUGAUUUCAAAAGACUCCUUGGAGUCUGACUCAGAAAGCCUCACUCAUGAGAAUAAGUCCCAGUCUGAACUUGACCAAAUCCAGGACAAAGAUAUAGAGCCGGACAGCUUAGAGGAAAGCCCUGCACAGGAAAGCCUGAGUGAAACAGAAGGGGAAACAGAGAAAACAGCAGCUCAGAUGGCCCGGGAGGAAGACUACUCUGCUCAGGACAAUGAUGGGAGUAACAGCCAACAGCUUAUAAAGGACAAAUAUUCAGACCUCCGAUAUGAUCCGAACUGGAAAAAUAAGAAAGAGGAAGUGCAGUUGUUGAUUGUGGAAACCUUGCCAGAGUCUGCAGACAGCUCUUCAGAAAAUCUGCCCUUGGUGCCACUCUACCCUUCCAAGGAGACUUCAAUGGAACUCUCAGAGGGAAAAGAAAAACAGAAAAAGUGUCCUCAGAGUGCAGCCACCUUACUCGGAAGUGAAUUUUUAAGCCCAGACUAUGAGCCUGGCUCCCAAGUCAGUGAGCCAUUUUCAGAGCCAAGUGACAGUGACCAGGAAGAGAAGUCAAGCAACCUCUCUAAGUACCUGAAGAGUUCAAGUUCACAUAAUGAGGUAUUCCUCCCAGGAUCACGUGGCCCUCGAAGAAGGAAGUCUAAACAAUAUUUUGUGGAAAAAAAUAAGCUUACAUUGGGAUUACCUACUCCUAAAACAGAUUCUUAUCUUCAACUUCACAAUAAAAAAAGGGGGGAAACUCAUCUAGAACAGAUCUCCUACUCCAUCAGAGUAACUGGCAAGACUUCUGUUCAGAAUGCCAAAGAGACUGAAAAUGCUGUCAUCAAUCCCGAGGACAAAUGGCAUCAAAGAGCACGACAGCUAAAGAAUUACCAGGAACACUUGUCUGAAUGUGAAGGUAAAACAUCAAGCGAUGUCGUAAGAGGUCAAUCCUCUGAGUCAGUAAAUGGCCAGCAAGCUUCCAGAAGACCAGCAAAGCCCAGAGUUCGGAGAUUGCAUAAACACCAGAAUGGCAUGAAGUCCUUCAUGACUAAAGAGCUUAUUGUCAGUCAAGGGAUCCAGAAUAAAACUCCCACACAGCAACAAAACCAAAAUCAGAAUGGGUCAGUUAUGCUUUGGAAUGCUUCUAAUAAUGAUGUACAAGACUUGAGUGCCCUUAGGAACCAGAAUUCCAAAGGUACCUCCAAUAUGUUUGCUCUGCCAAAACAAACUUUUGACGAGGUAUUAUAUAAAAACUCUACUGGGUAUCACUCAGUGCUGAAUGUUAACAAAGAAAGACAAUACAAAGAUGAAGAAGAGAAAAGAUUUUCAUAUCAACAAUUACCCGUCUAUACUGUUUCUAACAUGGAUUUGAACAAUUUUAAUGAAAUUUCUGAGAGACAUGUGUUCUUGAGCCAGAAAGGCUCUCAAUCUGCUUAUGACAUGGUUGUUCAUGGAGCCACUGGAAAUAAGAAGCAACCCAAACAGCCUUAUGAAGAGACAAAAUAUAAGAACAUAGAAAUGCUAUGGAAAUUCAACUCUUCCUCAUACAGCCAACCUACUAGAGCUUCUCCAAAUUCACAACUCACACAAAUCAUGGAGCAACAUCAGCAAGCUUUGGUGCAGCUGGCCGAGGUGCAGCCCAGGGAGGGAUCCUUUUCCAAUGUCACACUUCCGCCCAUCUUGUCCAGGGUGGAAAGUGAAUCCCAACUCAGUUCAGAGAGAAACCAGAUGAAAAUUAUUCGUAGCAAUUCUGAAGGAUAUCUGUUUCAACUGGGAAAGGGAAAAAAGAACAGGAAAAGAAGCAGCAUUAAGAGUACCAAGCUGAAAGGCUAUCAAAAAAGAGACGUGAGGCUCGGAGGCCUGGGUCCUGACUUUGAGUCCAUCAGAGACAAAAUGCAAAAGUUAAAACAGCAGAAAGAAUAUGCAAAACAAGUUAAAGAGUACAACAUGAAGACACUCUCCAGUCCAUCCAAACCACAACCAGCAAAAACUGAAAAUAAACCAGUCAUUCCUCGGCAGAAGGCUUUAGAAUAUUCCAAGACCAUCCCCAAACCAAAACAAUCAAAUCUGACUGAUCAAGCAACAAAGAAGAAAAAAAAUCCAACCUUUAAUGGGAAAGAAGAAAGUUUACCUGAAAUCUCCCUACUAGAGAUACUGCAGAGCAGACACGAGAGGGAAAGACAGGCUGUGGCUGCUUUCAAAGUUCUUCAUAUUGUCUAGAUAGCACUCCAAGAACAGACAUGCAGAAAAGAAACUCCAACCAACUUGUCUGCAUUGUGAAUGAUAAGCUGGUACCGUCAGUCAAGCACUGUGCACAGGAUUUAAUAGAGGCUGUCAGACUAUGGUGCCAUUCUUCACCUUCUAGCAAGAAAAUAUUUUUAGUGACUUAUUUUCAAAUCAGUUAGAAUUUUGGGCUGAUAAAUAACUAGAGAAUAAAACCUUUAGUUUCUUAUUGGGUCUUUUGAUUUCUUAAACUAUCUGUGCCUGUCUUUAGCAAAC
Messenger RNA from Fukomys damarensis (Damara mole-rat), 2918 nucleotides. It is a transcript of the gene Jhy, whose product is annotated as junctional cadherin complex regulator. The coding region runs from base 339 to 2639 and encodes 766 amino acids. The transcript has 9 exons. The record is from RefSeq and is a predicted model, not a curated record. NCBI's taxonomy places the organism in Eukaryota, Metazoa, Chordata, Mammalia, Rodentia, Bathyergidae. Gene Ontology annotation, biological process: brain development; axoneme assembly.